Endocarpon pusillum Z07020 is the source of this 861-nucleotide messenger RNA. RefSeq lists its product as uncharacterized. Gene Ontology annotation, cellular component: nucleus. Gene Ontology annotation, molecular function: DNA binding. The record is from RefSeq and is a predicted model, not a curated record. Lineage: Eukaryota; Fungi; Ascomycota; Eurotiomycetes; Verrucariales; Verrucariaceae. Bases 1 to 861 code for a protein of 286 amino acids. The transcript has a single exon.
AUGUUCCCUGCUAUUGAUGAGCUACCUGACAUUAUUUGGGCCUUCUCUCUAAAGGGAUGGACUGAUAAUGAGCUUGGUAUUGAUUGGCUAAGGCGGAUAUUUAUUCCACAGAGGCCUAUAGGCAAGCAUUCUAUUCUGAUUCUUGAUGGCCAUGACAGUCAUUCUACAGGCCUAUUUCAGUAUCUCUGCCUUCAAAACGACAUCCAUCCACUCUAUCUACCAGCUCAUGCCUCUCAUAAGCUUCAACCACUCGAUUUAGGACCCUUUUCGCCUCUCAAAGCAGCAUAUGGCCAAUUAGUACAAAGAUUUGCACUAACAGGCCUUGCAACACUCAACCGCAGAGUAUUUACCAAGCUCUAUAUUGAAGCACGUCAAACUACAUUUACUGAGCGAAAUAUUCGUGCUGGAUGGCAUCAUACAGGAAUUUGGCCUCUAAAUAAGCAAAAACUACUCAAUGACCCUGAAAUUCGAAAUUUUGGACGUACUACGCCUGAGUAUCAACCCCCAGCUACGUCAGAUGGUCUCUAUAGCACUCCAAAGCAGAGUGACAAUUUACGCGCACUAAUUCGUCAAAUUGAGGCCAAAACAACGCCUCAAACAAGACGCGCUGUACGAAAGCUUGGCCACAGCGCUAUUCAAGAGCAUACUGGCGCUCAAUUGCUUCGAACGCAGCUCCGAGAGCUACGUCAAUUGGCUUUGAAGCAAGAGCUUACCAAACGCUCAAAAAGGAUACAAAAAGAGACAAAGCAGCGGUCGUGGAAUCUCGAACAGGUCAGGGCUGCUCUAGCGCCUAAAAAGGUCCAUUUCGUACGCAAGGAGGGCGGCGAAAAGCGAAUUCUGCGUACUGUUACAUUAGAAUAG